Molecule: messenger RNA, 1795 nt
Organism: Prorocentrum cordatum
Lineage: Eukaryota; Dinophyceae; Prorocentrales; Prorocentraceae
Source: the annotation of a GenBank genome assembly
GAGGUGGAGUGGUACAGUGACCUGGCCCCCGGCCAGUACGUGGCCAUGGAGUACGAAGGCGACGACGUAGAUCACGAAAGGAUCCUGCUCCAUCCUCUCGGCGGCGGAGUUUGGUGGAUUCGAACACCAGACGGCGAUGAGUACUUCCAGGACGUGGCCUGCCAGGACGCGUCGGACGGCCCAGUGCGCUGCCGCUUGCUGCCCGCCGAUGGCUCGCUGCCGCCUGGGGCUAGAGGCCGAGGGCGGCGUAAGCUGUACCGCUUCGCGGAGCGGGUCGGGGCCUUGGAGCUGCGAGAGGGCAUCCUGCGGGGCCGUAGGGCUUGCGAGGCGGAGUGCCGCCCUGGCCAGCGUCCCGUGGUGCCCGAGCGCGUGCAGGAGCCCGCUGGCGAGCUGAUGCCGAUCGAGCGUUUCUUCGGCGGCAGCUUCCCGCCCGCGCCGGGAGUGAGGCUUCGAGGCAAGAAGCCGCUGACCGCGGCUCUGGUCGCGCGGCCCAGGCCCGAGGUGGCCCCUGGCGGUGCGGCCACGCCCGAGGCUACGGAGGCGGAGGAGCCUGCGGCUGACGCGCUGCCGCUGCUUGCUGGGCACGCCUGGGCACUGGCGGAGCCCGUCCUUUCCGCUGCCAUCGGCAGCGAGGUGGACAUCCGCAAGUCGACGUUCGUUGGCGCGUCGGACACCUCGGGGCUGAUCUUCGUGGGCGACGGCUUCGCCAGGGCGAGGCGGAUGCCAGUCGAGGACGUGCCCGAGUAUGCCGACACUCGCACCGCCGAGCUGCGCCGUCGCCUGUGGCUGCCGGGAGCGGGCGCCGAGGCGGACCUUCGUGAUCGCCUGGCUCGCCCGCCUCUGCCGCCGCCCGCCGAGGCGCCCGCCCAGGUUGGGGAGGCCGCCGCGGCGCCGAUCAAGAGCGAGGACGUCAGGCUGCUGGCGGUGGACUUCGACGGCCAGGGCGAGCGCUUCAAGCCUCGGCGCGAGGCGGUGCAUGAAAGUAGCCAGGAGGAGUUCAGCGACCAGCCGAUGGAUGCCCCCCCGAGUGCGCUCACUACUUGUAAGAGUAUGCUGAGGGUGGGCGGCGAUCCGAGGCUCUGGCUACGUGAGUACCUUCGAGAGAAGGGGCUGGCCAGCGCGGACCGCGUCGCCCACGAGUUACGUUGUAUAUGCGAGGCUUUGUACAUGGCGGGCUGCUACGACCAGGUGAAUCUGGGCGGUCUGAUGGCGCUGGAAGUCUUUUGCAAGCGACUGGAGGGCAUCGUGGCGGCGCACGCUAAUCCACAGCGCGUGCAGUGGGAGGUGGCGAAGUACUACGCGGGCGUGCAGUCGGCCGAGGACGUCGCUGGCCCAUUGCUGCGGGCCCACGUGGCGCGCAAGAUACGCGAGGAUCGAGAAGGCCUGCAGGCGCUGCGCGGCGCCCCCUCGGGCGCGCAGGAGGGCGACCUCGGCGCCGGUGGCGGCGGUGGCGCCGGCAGGGGCGCUGGAGGCGAGGACAAGGGAGGCGGGGGCGGUCGUGGACGCGGCGACGGCGGCAGAGGAAUGGCGAACGACGCGCUGAAAGCACUGAGCUGGAUGGCGGGCUGGAAGGAGUUUUUGUGGGCGGAUCGCGGCCCGGACGUGCUACCCGACGAUGUGCAGGUGGACGUUCAGCGGAGGGCGUGUGAGUUGGUCGACAGCUGGCGCCCGCGCCCUCCGCAACUCAGCGACGAGGCGGCUCUCAAGAAGUUGCUUCAAGGACAUUCCCCGUAUCAGGCGGCGGGCUGUCCGACAAGGGUCACGUCCUUCAAGCUCGACCUUCUGAGCCUCCCAG